AUGACGAUGCUGCUGGACGGAGGGCCGCAGUUCCCGGCGUUGGGGGUGGGCGGCUUUGCGGCGCCCCGCCACCACGAGAUGCCGGGUCGCGACGCCGGCGGCGGCGGCAUGGGGCUGGGCCCCUUCGGGGACUCUUCGCACGCCGCCGCCUUCAAGCUGAACGCGGCCCCGCACGACCUCGCCGCCGGGCAGAGCUCGGCAUUCACGCCGCAGGCGCCGGGCUACGCCAGCGCCCUGGGCCACCACCACCAUCACCACCACCACGCCGGCCAGGUGCCCUCCUACGGCGGGGCCGCCGCCUUCAACUCCACCCGCGACUUUCUGUUUCGCAACCGCGGCUCCGGCAUCGCGGACGCGGCCUCCGGCACAGCGCAGCACGGGCUCUUCGGCGGCUCCCCCGGCGGCUUGCACGGCCCCGGCGGCAUCCCGGACACCCCGGGCUACCUGCUCUUCCCGGGGCUGCACGAGCAGAGCCCGAGCCACACGUCCCCCAACGGGCAUGUGGACAACGGGCAGAUGCACCUGGGGCUGCGCGGGGACCUCUUCGGGCGGCCGGAUCCCUACCGGGCCGUCUCCAGCCCCCGCACGGACCCUUAUGCCGGCGCCCAGUUCCACAACUACAACCACAUGAAUAUGAAUAUGGGCAUGAACGUGGCGGCCCACCACCACCACCACCACCACCACCACCACGGCCCCGGCGCUUUCUUUCGGUACAUGCGCCAGCCCAUCAAGCAAGAAUUGUCCUGCAAGUGGCUCGACGAGAGCCAGCUCAGCCGGCCCAAGAAGAGCUGCGACAGGACUUUCAGCACCAUGCACGAGCUGGUGACCCAUGUCACCAUGGAGCACGUCGGGGGGCCGGAGCAGAACAACCACAUCUGCUACUGGGACGAGUGUCCGCGGGAAGGCAAGUCCUUCAAGGCGAAAUACAAACUGGUGAACCACAUUCGGGUGCAUACGGGGGAAAAGCCCUUCCCGUGCCCCUUCCCGGGCUGCGGCAAGAUUUUUGCCCGCUCCGAGAACCUCAAGAUUCACAAGCGGACGCACACAGGUGAGAAGCCUUUCAAGUGCGAGUUUGAGGGCUGCGACAGGCGCUUCGCAAACAGCAGUGACAGGAAGAAGCACAUGCACGUCCACACCUCGGACAAGCCCUACAUCUGCAAGGUGUGCGACAAAUCCUACACCCACCCCAGCUCACUUAGGAAACACAUGAAGGUGCACGAAUCCCAGGGGUCGGACUCUUCCCCUGCGGCCAGUUCGGGGUACGAGUCCUCCACCCCCCCUGCGGUGGGCUCCGCCGGCAGUAAGGACUCCACUAAAACGCCGCCGGCCGCCCUGCAGAGUAACCCCGGCCAUAACCCUGGACUGCCCCCCAAUUUUAAUGAGUGGUAUGUGUGAAGGCAGCUGCUGCCCGGCCACAGACUGGACCAAAUGCAUAGGGAA
This is a messenger RNA of Haemorhous mexicanus (house finch), 1440 nucleotides long. It is a transcript of the gene ZIC3, whose product is annotated as Zic family member 3. The transcript is spliced from 3 exons. Gene Ontology annotation, molecular function: RNA polymerase II cis-regulatory region sequence-specific DNA binding; DNA-binding transcription factor activity, RNA polymerase II-specific. The record is from RefSeq and is a predicted model, not a curated record. Gene Ontology annotation, biological process: regulation of transcription by RNA polymerase II; central nervous system development. The coding region runs from base 1 to 1395 and encodes 464 amino acids. NCBI's taxonomy places the organism in Eukaryota, Metazoa, Chordata, Aves, Passeriformes, Fringillidae. Gene Ontology annotation, cellular component: nucleus.